This is a messenger RNA of Plasmopara halstedii, 987 nucleotides long. RefSeq names its product cmp-sialic acid transporter 5-like. The coding region runs from base 1 to 987 and encodes 328 amino acids. The record is from RefSeq and is a predicted model, not a curated record. Gene Ontology annotation, cellular component: Golgi membrane. Gene Ontology annotation, biological process: pyrimidine nucleotide-sugar transmembrane transport. The transcript has a single exon. NCBI's taxonomy places the organism in Eukaryota, Oomycota, Peronosporomycetes, Peronosporales, Peronosporaceae. Gene Ontology annotation, molecular function: pyrimidine nucleotide-sugar transmembrane transporter activity.
AUGGCGCCGGCUUCGCGAUCAUGUCCGUCAGUUGGUUAUGGAGCGAUGAUUUUAUUGGCCAUGCAGUUUGGUCUACAACCAAUUCUCUACAAGGAAUUUGCGAGUGAGGUAAAGCAUCGUACUGUUCUGGUGAUUGGCUGCGAAGCGUUCAAACUGUUGCUGUCGCUUCUGAUCCUACUAUCCUCGGGGACGUUCAAUCAAGUCAUCAAGACGUGGAGUUUUCGUGACAGUCUCAUUUCAUCAGGUCUACCCGCUUGCACUUAUGCUGUGCAGAACGUGCUUAUCCAAAUUGCGUACCAACAUCUACCGUCUAUCGUGUUUAAUCUUCUGAACCAGACUAAACUCCUCUCAGCUGCCCUCUUUCUCUACAUAUUAAUGGACACGCGCUUCUCUCUUCCCCAGUGCUUUGCCAUGCUAUUGCUUCUGGGUGCCGCCGUGUUGCUCUCACUUGCUAAGGACGGACAAUCUUCGAGCGCCACCAUCUCCUUCGAGCUCGGUCUCAUGCCUUGUCUACUCGCUUCGUUGCUAUCAGGACUUGGAUCGGCACUCACACAGCGCUCUAUGCAGCAGCUAAAACGUGAUGCUUCUCUUGUGACAAUGGAGCUGUCAGUCUUUGGCACUUUGUUCCUCAUGCUUCCAGCCAUUUGGUCCACAAUCGUGUCAACGCCUUCCGCAGAGUCACCAGCUGCCAACGUUUUGGCCAAUACUGACAAGAUAUUUGAAGGAUGUAAUCUUUACACACUCAUUCCAGUAAUUAGCAAUGCUUUUGGUGGAUUGCUUGUCGGUACAGUCACGAAAUACGUUGGUGGAGUGCUCAAAUCAUUUGCUCUCAUUUGUGGUAUUGCCUUUACUGCCUUGGUUGAGAGUUACGUGUAUGGCGUUGUGCUGCCAAAUGAAGUGUUCACUGCCACCUUUCUUGUUGCAAUAAGUAUGAGUAUUUACUCGAGCUUUCCAUUUGUAAAGAUUGAAAAAGCAAAGACCGAGUAA